This is a messenger RNA of Cyprinus carpio (common carp), 3467 nucleotides long. RefSeq names its product alpha-1-syntrophin (gene snta1). Lineage: Eukaryota; Metazoa; Chordata; Actinopteri; Cypriniformes; Cyprinidae. Gene Ontology annotation, cellular component: dystrophin-associated glycoprotein complex; neuromuscular junction; sarcolemma. The record is from RefSeq and is a predicted model, not a curated record. Gene Ontology annotation, molecular function: protein binding; structural molecule activity.
GUAGAGGGGUUUGGUUGGUGAGGAGGAGGGGAUAAGUUGAGUUGGGACUCCGCUCCUCCGCUGGUAUCCCAGGAAUGUGUUGAUCAUGGCGGCCGCAGUGAAGCCCGUGAAGAGCGGACUGCUGGAGCUCCGCGUUACCGUGCACCACUGGAUCCGUGUGCUCGCCGCUCUCAGCGAGGACUCGUUCACCGUGAGCCCCGGAGACACCGUCGAUGAGCCCGCGGCCGCUGGGGCUGUUAACGGCGAUCCGGCGAACCUCAGCGCCUCGCCGGUACCGGACACCAUCACGAACGUCAAACGAACCGUCAGAGUCACCAAACAAGAUGUUGGAGGACUCGGAAUAAGUAUUAAAGGUGGGAAGGAGAAUAAGAUGCCCAUCCUGAUCUCAAAGAUUUUCAAAGGACUGGCGGCGGACCAGACGGAGGCUCUUUACGUGAGCGAUGCGAUUCUGUCCGUGAACGGCUACGACCUCAGAGACGCCACUCAUGACGAGGCUGUUCAGGCCCUGAAGAAAACUGGCAAGGAGGUCAUUCUGGAAGUGAAGUAUAUGAAGGAGAUGUCUGCGUUUUUUAAGGGUGGAUCGACGACGGGACCCCCGGUGCUCGAUUCUCCUCCAGCCACCCCACAGAAACAGACGGACCCCGCGCUAAAAGAGAUCCGGACCAUCCCUCUCCGAAUGUGCCACGUGACGCGCAAACAGUGUCCGCCGGACACAGAGGACAGGUAUUUCGAGGUGGUGUCGUCAGACAGGAAGAAGUGUGUGUUUCUGCGGGCUAAAGAUCAUGCCAUGGCUCAGGCCUGGUACAACGCCAUCCAGAGCGGCAGCGCAGCGUUACUGAGCAGCGCCAAAGCCCAGCUCCAAGCCCUGCAGCCCAGUCUGGACGUCACGCACAUCGGCUGGAUCAUCGAGCAGGGCUCAGAGCGGCCGAUCCUGGCGGUGUUGACAGACAGAGAUCUGCUGCUGUACACAUCUCUACCCGACAGCAAAGAGACCCUCAACAGCCCAGACAAGAGCUAUCCUUUAAUUACCACCAGGCUGGUUCACUCUGGCCCGGGCAGGACUUCAUCAGUGCACGACUCUGAGCUGACGUUCGGUCUGCGUUUGGGCACUAAGCAGGGAGUGGAGACGCAUCUGUUCAGAGUGGACACGGCUAAAGAUCUGUCCAGCUGGACGCAGCUGCUGGUGGAGGGCUGCCACAGCGCCGCCGAGCUCGUGCAGGAGGUCACCACAGCGUGCAGCUGGAACGGGAAGUCGUGUAUGUUGAGCGUUCACAUAGACAAGGGCUUCUCGCUGUUCACGGAGGAGGCUGGCGUCAGGAGAACCGUCCUCCUCCAGCAGCCCUUCGAGCGCCUGCGCAUGUCCUCAGACGACGGCGUCCGCAUGAUGUUCCUCGACUUCGGAGGCCCAGAAGCCGAGAUUCAACUGGACCUUCAAUCCUGCCCUAAAACCAUCGUCUUCAUCAUUCACUCGUUCCUGUCGGCCAAGGUCAAGCGACUAGGUCUGUUGGCAUGACGACGCCUCCUCAGGACAAACGCAAUGACGACGGAAGUGACCGGUGGACCACUGGACAUCAAGCCAAAUCUUCCCUCACAGACUGUCAGCCAUCACUGAUUAUUUCGUAACGCUGACCUUUUACUCGUUAUCAUUUUAUCGGUUUGUAUCACAGAUAAGCUUUAUGAAUGUUAAAAACAUAAUCGCAUAAUCAUACGCUAUGACAGCAGCAACAGAAACAAAACAAGAGAUUAAACUCUGUUCCAGAACCUACAUAGGCAGCUGUCUACUAAGGGAGCAUCUAGACUGAACUGAUUUAAUAAUGCUGCAAUAGUGUAAAAAUCUGCAUAAAAUAGUCCAUUGUAAUAAAACAAAAUAAGAAAUAAAUAUAAAAAAAUAUGUUUCAAAAUAAUAAAUUAAAAUAAAUAUUAAAAAUACUAAAUUUAAUUAUUAUAGUCAGUGUUUAAUUAAUUAUUUAUAAUAAUUUAUCUUGACUCCACAUCUUACAGUAUAUAGAUUUUCCCCCCAAGCUUGUUGCAGUGCAUUCUGGGAUUGCCUUCAAUGCAAACUAAACUUGUGAUGCUGUAUUCAGAUGUCCCUACGAUGCCUUAAAAGUGCUGUCUAAGAAGGCAGCUCACUAGGUUUUGGAACAGAGACUGUGAAAACCACAGCUGCUCUGAUUGUGAAAAGGGCUUUAAUGUCUGGCAGCUGAGAGAGCGUUUGAGAAGUAAAAUCUUAUAUACAGACCAGAAAUAAUGGCUGUUUCUAAUUUGACUUCCUUCUGACUUUAAAUAUAACCUUUUAAGACACCUCGUCUUCCAGAAUAUCUGCUAUGAAUCUAUGCAUCGAGAGAAACGACCGGCCAAACCCUUGCGAAAGGUAAUAAAGGUAGUACUUUAUGAUUGCCAUAUUCAUAUACUAUAUGGCGUAUGUUUUUUUUUUUUUUUUUUUUUGUAAAGGAAAUAUGGUUAGAUCUCUUUCUCUUUUUUCUUUUACAAGCCAAAACUACUAAUAAAACUCUCAGAUUUAGAAUUGGACAAACCUAAUUAACCGAACUGUAAUUCAGUCUGUGGAUUGAGUUUAUUUGAAGUAACUGUGUUGUACUGACCUCUAGCGGGCAUAAUGAGCAUUACUCUCUGGCUGUGUUUACAAUGACACACUAACACACUGCAUACUAGAUUUGCCAGUGUUGAUGUUAACUUGUUGUUAAAUGAUACAAAAAUAAGCAUUAAAAUACGCAUUAAAAAAUAAAAUUUAAAUCAAACUAUUAAAUUAUAGUUAAAUCAAUAAACUUGAUAAUUUUCAGUGUUUAAUAUAUAUAUUUUUUUUUUUAGAAAUUACUUUAAACAAGAGCACACUGCGCUGAAUAAUCUAUCCCAAAAUGCAAUGCACUUGAUCUUCCGUAUCCAGAUAAAUGCACCAGAAAUAUCACAUCAGUUGUGAUUUUAAAUCAUCAUUUGUUUAGAUGCCUAAAAGUGACAUUUUAACACAUGCUUGCAUUAAAAAUUCAUAAUAACUUCUGGGAUAAGCAGAUGCUGCGUGCUGAAAUAUACAUGUUUAUUGUUGCAUGCUGUUUUAAACAGCAGGCCGUAUGCAGCAUUGCAUUGUGAACACAGCCUCUUUUAUGCAAUAUCAUCAUGUUUUGUUAUUUUGUUAUUGAUUUGUUUGAGUUAUGAUGGCGCUCAGCUGUAUUCCUCACAUCUUUACCGUGCUGUUUGAGAUCUGCUCCAGCUACAUGGUGACGGCGAUAUGCAAGUGUUUUCUGCUCGGAGAGGGACUUUCACAGCUGGAAAAUAUCCUUCAUGUGGCCUUUUUAAAACUUACUAAAUUUUAAUAUAUUAUAAUUCAAACUAAACUGUAGUCAAACUAUGUUAGCUAUCGGACGGAAAAUCAUAUUAUAUCCUUAUUUAAACAAAAGAGUGCCUUUUAGGGUUGUUUGUAUAUAAAAUUGCAAUAAAUAUAACUGUUGACUUGA